AUGGAUUCAGCAGCAGAUUCGCUUCUGGCCCUCUCCAAUGUUGCUACAGUGACCACUGGGCACAAUGAACCAGUCUCAGAUGACGACCGCUCUAGCAGUCUGAGCGAGCUAGACGAUAACCUCGACGAUGUUGAAGAUGAAGGAACUCAGCCGGUCAAAGUGACCGAAGUUGAUUCAGAGGCCGAGACCGAGCGCCUACAGGUUACUCCUGAUAACCUUACCCGAAAGCAGCCUUUGCAAAUCAGCCCCAGCAAGUUAGCUCACAGAGAGGACGUCGACAUGCGGCCCGAGAUAGAGAGCUUAACAGAAAGCGCCAUGUCAUCGCCCAUAUCCUCCCACCCUGAUUCUGAAAUUGAAGGCGGGCUAAGUGACGGAGAGGCCAACCAUGAAGCACAACGAGAACCUGAGGCGGACGGGACAACCUCACCAAAUAAACGAAAAAGGCAAGCAAGUGAAUCGGACACUGAAGAGGCUCCUAGAUCGCAAAGGCGCCGGACAGGGUCUAUUGAAAGUGAGGAUGGAAAGUCCGAACCAGAGAGCGAAGGCAGGGACAGCCCCAGCCAACAUACCAGAGAACCCACGGUAGAAGCUGUAGUACCCGCGCCGCCACCAGACAACGAGGAUAUAGAAGAGCCAGGAGAGGAACAUCAAGAAGGUGAAAAGGCUGAUACCAGUGAGGAUUCCAAAGAUAAGGCCAGAAGUCGGCCACGCCGCAGAGCGAAAGGCGAAGUGCUACAAGAGCCCAAUGCAGAAGAUGACGACGAGGGUGAGCCGGCUGAAGAUACUGACGCUGUUGACGAGAACGAUGCCGAGGUGGCAGUCAAAACCGAGGAAGAACAGGCAAAACGAGUGGCGGCAAUGGAAGCCUUAUCCUCACUAGAACAGCAUUUCGCUGCAUUGAGAGAUCGACUUUACGACGAGCGGAUUGCCGGGAUCAACCAUGAACUUGCCUUGUUAUCAGAACCCAAACCAUCCCAUCCCGAGCUCCUACGACAGCUUGAAGCUGUGAAAAAGUACCGCGACGAUAAGUUCGAAGUGGAACAGAAGCUUCUGGUGUACAAGAUAGGCGCCCUCAAGAACAAAGCUGUCGCAGAACGCAGCCAGAUCCACAGUCAAUAUUUCCAAACGGUGCGAGACAUUCGCGAAAAGUACCUGGAACGAAUCAGCGAACACUUCUACCGCAUUCAGCGAGACAGAUUCAAGACCGAUUCCGCAAUACCAAAUUUCUCCAUCCCAUUCCCAGAACGACGUUCACAACAGAUCCUGCAACAGACCGCGUAUAACAAAGAAGUGUCGAUCCUAUCAGGUAUUGCUAAAUAUGUCGGCUUUCCUGCGGCUCCCGAGCUGGCUUCGUCAAAACAAACGGAUCUUGACGACGACAUGCAAAAGAUGGGGAUUUCACCCGCUCAGCUUCGACCUGUCAGGCCCACGCAAAGGCAAGCACAAGGCACGGCGGGGAGACAGAUAUCAGGUCCGCAAGCAGAAGAACAAUUUCUCGAACAGACGCCGUGGGCCAAUCCACAACAUCCGAUCCAUCGGUUGAGUCGGCAGAAUUCUAAUCGUUCGCCCAUAGCCGAGUUUCUGACACCAGCAAACCAACAACGCACAGCAGAUGGUCUCCAGCCUGCAGGGUCGGCCUCUACGAUCGUCGACCCGUCCGCCCAGAUCUCUUCUGCCAUUAACACUCCGCACGACGAACAACUAUACAGUAGUACGACGAAACUGGAACCUCAACCUGGUUCCAGUGUCCACAACUACCGUCUUCAUUCUACAUCUCCCCUGGAUACGCGGCGGGUGGCAUCUGGAGCUGGAACCGACUUCCAUAUCUCCACCGACAAUUCCGAGGCACUUACCAAAGACAGACACCGAGAUCUGAAUUCGUCGCCACUCACAUCCAGAGCGCAACAGGCAGCAGGCUCGCCGCCUCGAGCGGCGUCGGCGCGGCCGGACAAGGUUCCAUCGAGAUUCAAUGACGACUCUCCGUUUAGACACGCUAGGGACUCGGCCAUCACGGCAGGAUCGGGAUUGUCUGGGACGGGGAGAUUCAGCAUUCGAUAG
Capronia epimyces CBS 606.96 is the source of this 2058-nucleotide messenger RNA. RefSeq lists its product as uncharacterized. The record is from RefSeq and is a predicted model, not a curated record. Bases 1 to 2058 code for a protein of 685 amino acids. Gene Ontology annotation, molecular function: histone deacetylase binding. The transcript has 2 exons. Gene Ontology annotation, cellular component: Sin3-type complex. NCBI's taxonomy places the organism in Eukaryota, Fungi, Ascomycota, Eurotiomycetes, Chaetothyriales, Herpotrichiellaceae. Gene Ontology annotation, biological process: negative regulation of transcription by RNA polymerase II.